Messenger RNA from Paramecium pentaurelia, 1976 nucleotides. The record is from the annotation of a GenBank genome assembly. NCBI's taxonomy places the organism in Eukaryota, Ciliophora, Oligohymenophorea, Peniculida, Parameciidae.
AUGCUCAAUAUUUCUUAAAGGUGGUUGAAAACCCAAGAAGUUUAUUAAAUUCUAACUGAAUUGAAGAUAGAAAUUCAUUUAGUCCUACCAAAUUAGCCUUCAUCAGGUUAGUAUUUUCUAAUAAGGCCUGAAAAAGAAAGAGGUUGGAAGAAAGAUGGAUAUUAAUAUAUACCUCGUCAUAAUGGAGUUGGAACUAGAGAGGAUGUAGAAAAACUAAAAAUAAAUGGAAUUCCGGUAUGAUAUUUAAACUAAAGAUUUAGAUGAUUAUCUGUUUAUAUUCCUAAACUAUAAAAAAAGAUGGGCAAUAAUUAAAUAGAAGAAUAUAUAAGCUAUUAGAAUAAUCACAAAAUAUUUAUUUAGUACACUAUUUAAAUUCCUAAUUUUCAGAAGUUGUAGAGCAAAAUGAAGUUUUUAAAUAGAGCGAACCUCUAAUUAAUAUCCCAAUUAAUAAUGAAUUUUAAUGUGAUUCUUGGUUUCUUUGUGAUUUCCAAGAUUAAUAAUAGGAUCUUGAAUUGAAAUAAAGUAUUUCACAUUAUUAAUUAGAAAUAUCAAUUUUAGAAAAAAGAAUACAAUAUUUAGAAUAAGAAAGAAAUACUGGAGCUUCUAGUUCAACUCAUAGAGAAAGUUCAGAUGAAUUUAAUUCUAGUUUUAAAGAAGCAUUAUCUGUGAAAAUAGUAGAUUUUUCACCUGAAUGGGACUAUACAGAGGGUGGAAUGAAAAUGAUGUUAUGUUUCUAACCAAUAAAAGAAAUCUAUUAGUGCCAAAUUUUGUUUGGAAAUGUUCCUGUUUUAGCUAAUUGUGUUUAACCUGGAGUAUUGAAAUGCAUAGUGCCUCCAAAUGUUUAAGGGAAAGUAGAGUUAAAAAUUAUCAGUAAUGGGAUAUUUAUUGAUGAAUAAACUGAUAUUAAUCAUUUCACAUAUAAGUAGAAAAGAAAAACAAAAAAGGAUAAAUAAUAAAAAGAAAAAUUAAUUGAAUAGGAUAAGAUAGAUAGUUCAGAAUUUAAAGUACGAGUCAUAGAAAAACUUGCAUCGUUUCAAGCAUACUUCAAUAAUACUUUGAAUAUGUAAGUUUCUAAUAUGGAACAAGAGCAAAUAGAAUCAAUAGAAUAAAUUGAUGACUAUAAAGUCACACAAUUAAUUUAAUAAAUAAUUGUCUUAGGAAAGAACCAUCUAGAAGCAGUUAGAUAGUUUUUAGACGAAUAAGAUUCUUAUGGUUUUUCAUUGAUACAUUAUUUAACAUUAUUAGGAUAUUCUUAGGCGAUAAAAUUGAUUUUAAAAAACGGAGCUAAUAUCAAUUAAUCUGGAUGUGAUGGAUUAACUGCUUUAUAAAUUGCUAUCAUAUUACAACAAGAAGAAAUUGUGAAUUUACUAAUAUAAUUAGGAGCUAUUGAUGAUCAAUUUAAUGAAUGUGCUGAGAAAAAACCUGAUAUUGAUUAACUUUUUUCAAUUGAUAGCGUCUAUUAAAAUAAAAAGAUAUUAGAUCUCCUAAUUAGAGGCUAUACAUUAUGUGACUCUAUACAUAAUUCAAGUUCUUAUACUGAAUAACAAUCAUGGAAUGGAUAGGAUGAUUAAGACACGUUAUAAUACUUUUAAGUCAACGAUUUGUUUGAAAAUAAAAACAGCCCUGUGAUAAAAAAUGAGGAGAAGCAUACAAAGCACAAAUAUUUAAGGAACUACUCAAAACAUGAAGUUCGUCCUUAACAAAUGGAAUUUAACUCUAAUUUCGUAAUUAUUAUAUCUUAUAAAGCCAUAUGAUAAUUAUGCAAAUCAUAUAUAAACAAUAUAGAAAAAUGUUAAAGCUUGGCUAUUAAGAAGGCAGUAUUUGGACAUAAAAUAUGCAACUUAGGUUUUAUAAAAUUGUAACACAUUUAUUUUAAUUUAGAUAUUAGAAAUAAGCUUCAUAAAAAACAGAUGAAUCCUGAUUGUAAAAGUAAAAUUAAAAGCACUGUGAGAAAUUGGUUAAAUUUAAAAUAUUGA